AUGGGUGACGCUUCAAGUCCCACAAUUGAGAUCCCCGUGAUUGAUAUAUCAGGCUACUUGGACCCGUCGCGCCGCAGCGCUACUCAGACCCAAGAAAUCGUACGAUCUCUGCGCUCAGCAUGCCAAUCCCCGGGCUUCUUCCAAAUCACAGGACACAAUAUCCCAGUCGCACUGCGACAAUCGUUGCUAGAAGAGAUUGGGCAAUUCUUCAAUCUGCCACCGGAGCGCAAGCAGGCCCUCCAUCGCGGUAAGUCCCACUGCCUGCGCGGGUGGGAGAGCGUUGGUGAGCAAAGUCUCGAAGCUGGCUUUGCGGACCAGAAGGAGGGAUUUAUGGUUGGCUUGGAGAUGCCGGGUGCGACGAGGUUCCUGCAGGGACCAAACCAAUGGCCUGAACCGGAAGAUGGGGUAUCCAAGUUUCGCGGCACUUUUAUGCAGUAUUUCGAGCAGGUGAGGUUGUUGAGUCGUGAUGUGUUCAGACUUAUGGCGCUUAGUUUGGAGCUGGAGGAGACGUAUUUCGAUUCGUUUGACGAUUCGGGUGGACUCGAAGUAUUCCACAAGCCCAGCGGCACAUGGCACGCUGUGAGGCCCAUCCAGGACGCUUUUGUCGUCAACAUAGGCGAUAUGAUGGAACGAUGGACAAAUGAAAAAUACACGUCCACAUUGCACCGCGUAAUCACGCCGGUGUCAAAUCGCUAUCGCUACUCGGUGGCAUUUUUCAACGAAGGACUUCUAGAUCAAGUGAUUGAAUGUAUUCCUUCAUGCCUGAAUUUCGGUGAGAAAGCGAAAUUCGAACCCAUUCGAGCGGAGGAUCAUCUGAAGCAGAGGUAUGGUAGUAGCUACUAA
Messenger RNA from Exophiala bonariae, 843 nucleotides. RefSeq lists its product as uncharacterized. Bases 1 to 843 code for a protein of 280 amino acids. The record is from RefSeq and is a predicted model, not a curated record. Gene Ontology annotation, molecular function: 2-oxoglutarate-dependent dioxygenase activity. The transcript is spliced from 4 exons. Lineage: Eukaryota; Fungi; Ascomycota; Eurotiomycetes; Chaetothyriales; Herpotrichiellaceae.